UGCAGCGCAGGGCUCCUUCGCAUGUUGCGCUGUUAUUUUGGGUCCUCGCUCUUGUCAUGGGACUAGAGCAGAAAUCGGGGCUGCACUGCCACCUCUGGUUUGCAGCCUCAUAAACCUCGUUUCACUCCGGCUCCAGUCGCCGCUGCUCCCCGCACGCGCCGGCCGCUGCCCCUCUCUGUCUUCUUGGGAGGAGAGAGUCUCCCGCUACCCGGGGAACCCCGCCACCCCCAGUGAAGCCAUGGCAUCGGGCAGGAGGGGCUGGGACAACAGCCGCGAGGAUGAUCUGCCGGUCUACCUGGCCAGGCCAGGUACCACGGACCAGAUCCCCCGGCAGAAGUACGGGGGCAUGUUCUGCAACGUGGAGGGCGCCUUCGAGAGCAAGACGCUGGAUUUCGAUGCCCUGAGCGUGGGGCAGCGAGGGGCGAAGACCCCGAGGAGCAGCCAAAGCAGCGGCGGCGGCGCGGGGAGCCGGCCGGUGACGGCGGAGCCGGAUACCCCCCGGAGGAGCCAAGCCCGGGAGGACUGCCGAGACCCCCCAACUCCAGCCCUCGGCGGGGUGGAGAUCCGGAGCGUUUCGGGCAAGGAGGUGUUGCAGAACCUCGACCCCAAAGAUAAGAGUGACCGUCUUCUUAUUAAAGGGGGCAGGAUAGUCAACGAUGACCAGUCCUUUUAUGCAGACAUCUACAUGGAAGAUGGCUUAAUAAAGCAAAUUGGAGACAAUCUGAUUGUACCUGGAGGAGUGAAGACCAUCGAAGCUCAUGGGAAGAUGGUCAUCCCCGGAGGCAUAGACGUUCACACCCACUUCCAGAUGCCCUACAAGGGAAUGACCACAGUAGAUGACUUCUUCCAAGGGACUAAAGCCGCCUUAGCUGGUGGGACUACCAUGAUCAUCGACCACGUGGUCCCUGACCCAGAAUCCAGCCUCACUGAGGCCUUUGAGAAAUGGCGAGAGUGGGCAGAUGGGAAGACCUGCUGUGACUACUCCUUGCAUGUGGACAUCACUCAUUGGAAUGACAGAGUCAAGCAAGAAGUUCAGAACCUUAUCAAGGACAAAGGUGUCAACUCCUUCAUGGUUUACAUGGCUUACAAGGAUUUGUAUCAGGUCUCCAACACAGAGCUCUAUGAGAUCUUUACCUGCCUUGCAGAACUGGGUGCCAUUGCUCAGGUUCACGCAGAAAAUGGAGAUAUCAUCGCACAGGAACAAGCCCGGAUGUUGGAAAUUGGAAUAACUGGCCCUGAAGGCCAUGUGCUGAGUAGACCAGAGGAGCUGGAAGCUGAGGCUGUUUUUCGCGCAAUCACCAUUGCCAGUCAAACCAACUGCCCUCUCUACAUCACCAAGGUCAUGAGCAAGAGUGCUGCGGAUCUCAUCUCUCAAGCCCGCAAGAAAGGAAAUGUGGUGUUUGGUGAACCCAUCACAGCCAGUCUUGGUACAGAUGGGACACACUAUUGGAGCAAGAAUUGGGCUAAAGCCGCCGCUUUUGUGACCUCUCCCCCACUGAGUCCUGACCCCACCACUCCGGACUACAUCAACUCCUUGUUGGCAAGCGGGGACCUGCACCUGGCUGGGAGCGCCCACUGCACCUUCAGCACGGCUCAGAAAGCCAUCGGCAAGGACAACUUCACGGCCAUCCCCGAGGGCACCAAUGGGGUGGAGGAGCGCAUGUCCGUCAUCUGGGAUAAGGCUGUGGCUACUGGGAAAAUGGAUGAAAACCAAUUUGUAGCUGUGACAAGUACUAAUGCCUCUAAGAUCUUCAACUUGUACCCUCGAAAGGGAAGAAUAUCUGUGGGUUCUGACAGUGACCUAGUCAUUUGGGAUCCAGAUGCUGUGAAGAUUGUUUCAGCCAAGAACCAUCAGUCGGCUGCAGAAUACAAUAUCUUUGAAGGAAUGGAGCUGCGAGGAGCUCCCCUUGUGGUCAUUUGCCAAGGCAAGAUCAUGCUGGAGGAUGGCAAUCUUCACGUGACCCAGGGGGCUGGGCGCUUCAUCCCCUGUAGCCCAUUCUCUGACUUUGUCUAUAAGCGCAUUAAAGCUCGGAGGAAGAUGGCUGAAAUGCAUGCUGUGCCGAGGGGGAUGUAUGACGGGCCAGUGUUCGACUUGACCACCACUCCCAAAGGAGGCACCCCUGCAGGCUCCACCAGGGGGUCACCAACUCGCCAGACACCCCCAGUGAGAAAUCUUCAUCAGUCAGGAUUUAGCCUGUCAGGUACGCAGGUGGAUGAAGGUGUCCGCUCUGCCAGCAAGCGUAUUGUGGCACCUCCUGGAGGUCGUUCUAAUAUAACAUCCCUGAGUUAAGUAGGCCCAAAGAGGAUGAGAAAUGAGAAGAGAUUUUUCAAAGCCAAAAUGGUACAUUGGUAUUUAAGAAAGAAAGAAAGUGAAUCCAAACAGUUCCAAUCUGAAGAAUCAAUAAGCCUUCAAAGCCUUAUUUUUUUUUCUCCCAAUGCUACUCGCUUGCCUAGCUUUAAGAAUAUUGCUUCAUUUUCUGUUCUGAUUCUGUUUUUUUUUUUUUGGUUGUUGUUGUUGGGGUUUUUUUUUGCAUAGCCUUGGAAGUUUUUUUCCCUCUUUCUUUUACAUGCAUGCAAUAAGAUGAGUCACUAAGUUAAGAGUCUGUAACCUCCAUAUGUGUUGCGCGCUUGUGUACUGCUGAGUUAUAAGACGGGGUUAGACAAAGCUGGGAAGACAGGGAAUCACAAAGCUAGAACAAAAGGGAAAGAGGCCGCUUGGGGUGGAAGGGUGGUGGGAGCCCUAGCAGAGGGGCAGCGGGUGGGCUGAGUGCGGGAGGUGGGUGGGCCAGGGGAAGGAAAAGGGGAUGUUGUGUAUCGUGUUGAGUACUUCUGUUCCAAUGAAGCCAGUCAGACGUGGCCACCGUCAUCAUCGCCUCAUCCAUCGCGGUAUCACGGGGCCUCCAGAGAAGGCAAGCAGUUUCUGUCACGUAGCCUUUGUCCUAUUGCCUCUUAAUCUGACUUGUGUUACUUUGUACAUUUUAUUAAAAAACGAAAGGCAAUCACUUCCUUCCA
Molecule: messenger RNA, 3012 nt
Organism: Antechinus flavipes (yellow-footed antechinus)
Lineage: Eukaryota; Metazoa; Chordata; Mammalia; Dasyuromorphia; Dasyuridae
Gene: DPYSL3
Product: dihydropyrimidinase like 3
Exons: 14
Coding region: 239-2290 (683 amino acids)
Biological process (GO): actin crosslink formation
Cellular component (GO): cytoplasm; cytosol
Molecular function (GO): hydrolase activity, acting on carbon-nitrogen (but not peptide) bonds, in cyclic amides
Source: RefSeq, a predicted model, not a curated record